UUUUUAAGUAAUUGUCCCAUUUAGCCCAGUUGUCAUUUAUCAGUGUAACAGGCAGUGCUUGGGCAUUGGGUCAUCAUGGUCAUCAUAAUCAAUACGUGAGCACAUGUGUAGUGUUUGUCGUAGGAGCGCUCCGAUUGGAGGACCUCGCGGAUGGCCCUCCCAUUUCUCCGCCCAGCCGGUGUGUGAUUGGACAACUGAGUCUCGGCUCAUGUCUCUCCAUACUGAAAACUUCUCGGGGCGGCACCGCGAUGUUUGCUGGGAAAUAAAGUGUGAAUUACACGGAACAUUAACCUAUACUUUCUCUAAAGCACUACAAUUCCCAGUAGGGAGCAGAGCACCUGAAAAGAAAUCCAGUAAUAUGUUCCAGCGGACGAUUUAACUCAGUAUAUGUCACAAAUAUGACAGAGGGGACGCAGCUGCGGAGGCGGGGGGGGCCUUACAAGACCGAGCCAGCCACAGACCUGAGCCGCUGGAGGCUGACUAACGUGGAGGGCAGGCAGACCUGGAGCUACGUGGACCACCAGGACACCCCAGACAGGAAGCAGACCAUGCUGGAAGCCCAUUCUCUGGGCCUGGACACGAGUCCGUUUGUGUCGGACUCCCCGGCUGCCCACACAGCUGUGGACGCAGCUCUGAAGGGAAUGCUCUUCUACAGCCAGCUCCAGGCCGAGGACGGCCACUGGGCGGGGGACUACGGCGGACCGCUCUUCCUGCUACCAGGUCUCCUCAUCACGUGCCAUGUGGCUAAGAUCCCUCUGGCCGAAGCCUGGAAGAAAGAGAUGGUGAGGUAUCUGCGCUCUGUGCAGCUGCCAGAUGGAGGCUGGGGUCUACAUGUUGAAGAUAAGUCCACCGUCUUCGGCACGGCGCUGAGUUACAUCUCGUUAAGGAUCCUGGGAGUAGAGCCCGAUGAUCCAGACGUGGUUCGAGCCAGGAACAACCUGCACAGCAAAGGUGGCGCUGUGGGGAUUCCCUCAUGGGGUAAAUUCUGGUUGGCCAUUUUAAAUGUCUACAGUUGGGAGGGAAUGAACACACUGCUACCAGAGAUGUGGUUGUUCCCCACCUGGAUGCCAGCCCACCCCUCCACCCUGUGGUGUCACUGUCGCCAGGUCUACCUCCCCAUGAGCUACUGUUACGCUGUCCGACUGUCUGCAGACCAGGACCCCCUGGUCCUCAGCCUCAGACAGGAGCUUUAUGUCCAGGACUAUGCGACCAUCGACUGGCCUGCUCAGAGGAACAACGUGGCAGCGUGUGACAUGUACACCCCCCACAGCACACUGCUCACCGUCGCCUACAUGGUGUUGAACGUGUACGAAGCCCACCACAGCACCACGCUGAGAGGAAAGGCCGUCAGAGAACUUUAUGAACACAUCCAGGCUGACGACAGCUUCACUAAAUGUAUCAGCAUUGGACCGAUCUCCAAGACCAUCAACAUGCUGGUUCGCUGGUAUGUGGACGGUCCCUCCUCUCCCGUCUUUCAGGAGCACGUGUCCAGGAUCCCAGACUACCUCUGGUUGGGAUUAGACGGCAUGAAAAUGCAGGGGACCAAUGGAUCUCAACUGUGGGACACUUGUUUUGCUGUACAGGCUUUCCUUGAGGCAGGAGCCCAAGAUGAUUCCAGACUAGCAGAGUGCCUCCGAGAUGCCCAUCAGUUCCUCACCAUCACACAGAUACCUGAGAAUCCUCCUGAGUAUCAGAAGUACUACAGACAGAUGAACAAGGGAGGCUUCCCCUUCAGUACCCGCGACUGUGGUUGGAUCGUGGCGGACUGCACGGCGGAGGGCCUGAAGUCCGUGAUGCUGCUGCAGGAGCAGUGUCCCUCCAUCGGCCAGCUGGUCCCCCCAGACCGCCUGUAUGACGCUGUCAAUGUGCUGCUGAGCAUGAGGAACUCUGACGGAGGAUUUGCCACAUAUGAAACCAAGAGAGGAGGGAGACUCCUGGAGCUACUGAACCCAUCCGAGGUGUUCGGGGACAUCAUGAUAGAUUACACCUAUGUGGAGUGUACUUCAGCAGUAAUGCAGGCUCUGAGGCACUUCCAGAAGGCCUACCCUGAACACCGUGCUCAGGAGAUAAGGUCCACUCUAAGAGAAGGUCUGGACUACUGCAAGAAGGUGCAGAGGCCUGACGGAUCAUGGGAAGGGUCCUGGGGAGUGUGCUUCACAUAUGGAGUAUGGUUUGGCCUUGAAGCCUUUGCUUGUAUGGGUCACAUCUACAAGGAUGAGGAUGUGUGCGUGGAGGUGCACAAAGCUUGUCAGUUCCUGCUGGACCGGCAGAUGUCUGACGGGGGCUGGGGGGAGGACUUUGAGUCGUGCGAGCAGCGGCGCUACAUCCAGAGCAGCAACGCUCAGAUCCACAACACCUGCUGGGCGUUGUUAGGCCUCAUGGCUGUCAGGCAUCCUGACCGGCGCGCCAUCGAGAGAGGAGUGAAGCUGCUGAUUGACAACCAGCUGCCCAAUGGAGACUGGCCUCAGGAGAAUAUUGCAGGUGUGUUCAACAAGAGCUGUGCCAUCAGCUACACCUCCUACAGAAAUGUCUUCACAGUCUGGACCCUGGGCCGCUUCUCUACGCUGUACCCCAGCAGUCCGCUGGCUGGGAAGCUCAAGCUGUGAAGACUUUUUAAAAGGAUCAUCAGACUUUGUGCUACGAUAACAAAACUGAAUCAGCCACCAUCUUUCUUGUUGGUGACAUGAGCUGUCCAUAUGGAGUCAUGAGUCAGCCUACCAAUGUCUACAUGUAGCCCUUUAUGGACAUUUAAACACUUCAACUGUGUUUUCAGAGUUGAAUCUAUCACAUAAAGAUACACAUUUAAUUGUCUGUAUUACUUUCUGUGUUGACGUUCCAGGACAGCUCACCCAUCAGAGCUAGUCCUUAAACACAUUUGAUGAAAUGCUGCUUUCAGUGACGCCCAGUUAGUGUGCUCUGGUUAAAAAGUAUAUCAAACACAUGUCCAUGUUGCCCUUUAUCCCUGUUCCCCACUUCUCUACCAUUUUCCUUUAGAAUAAAUCCUGUUUCUAUGGUAUUUACUUGACUGGAUGUGUCUUCAGUGAAUGUAUUUGGUUAUGAACUUGUACCCGGAUUGCUUUAUUUAUAUUAGACAAAUAUUAACCACAGAGCACGUACUGUAUGGCAAUAAGAGCAAUUUUUCUAUUUAGAUGAAUUCCUCAAAACAAAUGUUUCUGAUCAACCAGGAUUUUUAAUUGUAUUGAUUAGACCAAAUGUGUUUGUGUGACAGGAUGACAUAAAAAGCGGUCUUUCUACCGAAACAGAGGCCUACAUUUGAACCAGUGAACAUGAUGUUAAACGUGAUUUUUUAUCCUGUUUUUAGAGCGAAGAGUUGGUAGAGCAGUCACAUUUUUCAGCAAUGCCUUGCACCACCUCCUACUGCAUCAGGAUCAGUUUCACGGUUAGCUUGAGGAUUUCUUGAGUGUUCAGUCUGGCCGUUGCUAGAGGGAAAGAAGCAGAGGGGAUUCAAACCUGCAACCUUUAACCUGGCCAAAAUACACAAACUGUGGACUGUCAGAAGGAAUCAGAUGUACUGCAAGCACAUAUGGCCUGUCCCAAUUUGUACUGUAUGUGGGGCUGGGCACGCUGAAAUUCAAUAUAUCCUGAAUUAUUCUCUGGAGAACAAAUGAUUAACCAAAGCUCCAGUCUUUUUGCCCUUUAUUGCUAUUUAUUCUGUACAUGAGUGUUCUCAAUGUGUAAUUAUGUCGUCAAAUAUCAUGGGCGUGUGUGUGAGUUUCUUCCCUGAGGUGAAGUCAGGGACAGAUGACUGCAAAGUCACAGUGUCUCUAUUAGGUCACAUGGGUGGUUGACGACAAGAUAAUAAGACAAGACAAUGUAACUGGUUAAGCCAAUAAGGCAAGGCAGCUGUAUUUGUAGAGCACAUUAAAGCAACAGGGCAAUUCAAAGUGCUAAAUGUUAAAAUAAUAAAAGUCACAUUGCAGGAUAA
This is a messenger RNA of Etheostoma spectabile (orangethroat darter), 3946 nucleotides long. RefSeq names its product lanosterol synthase (2,3-oxidosqualene-lanosterol cyclase) (gene lss). The transcript has 22 exons. Gene Ontology annotation, cellular component: lipid droplet. Bases 399 to 2606 code for a protein of 735 amino acids. Gene Ontology annotation, biological process: cholesterol biosynthetic process; triterpenoid biosynthetic process. The record is from RefSeq and is a predicted model, not a curated record. Lineage: Eukaryota; Metazoa; Chordata; Actinopteri; Perciformes; Percidae. Gene Ontology annotation, molecular function: lanosterol synthase activity.